Messenger RNA from Paramecium tetraurelia, 2016 nucleotides. RefSeq lists its product as uncharacterized. Gene Ontology annotation, cellular component: nucleus; cytoplasm. Gene Ontology annotation, molecular function: ATP binding; protein serine/threonine kinase activity. The record is from RefSeq and is a predicted model, not a curated record. NCBI's taxonomy places the organism in Eukaryota, Ciliophora, Oligohymenophorea, Peniculida, Parameciidae. The transcript has 4 exons. Gene Ontology annotation, biological process: protein phosphorylation; mitotic DNA damage checkpoint signaling.
AUGAAAAAAGUAUUUAGAUUUGAUGAAUCUAGCAAUUUAAAAAAUGCUAUUUUUGUGAACACCAUUGAAAAUCAAAAGUCUGUUCUUUUGAAAACCAUCAAUCAAGAAUUUUAAGCAAAUAUCUUUGAAAAUAUACCCAGAACUUCUACUUUUUCAAAGCAUUUGAAAUAAUAAUUGAACCAAGAUACAUAAUAGCUAAAGAAAGGUGACAAUCAAUAAUAAAUAUAAAUUAAAAAAAUGAGAGGAGAGAUCAAAUUACCGAAAUUUGAUGGAGAAGUCAAAUGGCCAUUUUUUAGAGUAUCAACAGAUGCAUCUAUCAAACAUUUUUGGAACAGAAAAACUCAACAAGACAAUAAAAAGAAAUGGCAACAUGAUAAUUAUGCAUUCUAAAACAUAAUGCUUCGAAUAGGAAGGAAGAAAAAGAACGCCAAAGGCUAUUAUUUUAAAUUAACUUAUUCAGGAAUGCUAAUGUAUUUUAAAAAAGAAUCUGAUAAUUAUCCUAAGGGUUAUUUAGAAUUAAGUUACAAAAACAGAGCAAUUCUUUCCUUUUAAAAAACCAAAAAGAAUAUUUAAAUUCCACUUAUCUAUAUAGAACGAGCAGAGGGAAUUGGCAUUACAAUAUUUGACCAUCAAAAUGAAUUAACAUUAUAAUUUUUUGAAGCACUCCAAGAUUUCUGUUUAAUGAAAGGGUAUGAACAUAUCUAUUCAGAAAUUGAGACUCUUGGAAGUGGAGCUUUUGCAACGGUGUAUAAGGUGUAAAGGAAAAGAGAUGAUGCAACAUUUGCAGCAAAAACAAUAACUAAAAAGAUGUUUGAAGAGAAUAAGCAUUAAGAGAAGUUUAUAUAAAUGGUCUACAAUGAAGUAAUUGCAUUGAAAUCAUUUGAUCAUGUUGGAAUUGAAAAGAUUUAUGAAGUCUACUAAGAAAAGGAAAAACUAGUGAUAAUAAUUGAAUAUUGUGAUGGAGGCACACUUUAUCAGUAUUUUAAAUAAAAAGGGAGGUUGGUUGAGAAAAAUAUCGCAUGCAUAUUAAAAGGAAUUGGAGAUGCCCUUUUUGAAUUACAUUAAAAUGGAUUUGUUCAUAGAGAUAUUAAAUUAGAAAACAUAAUGAUAGAAUCUAAAGACACACUCUAAAUGAAAUUAGUGGAUUUUGGAUUUGCUGAACAAAUUAAUGAGGAGUAAUUGUUAAGCAAAGCUGGAACUCCAGGUUUUCUGCCUCCAGAAAUCUUUAAAGGAUAGCCAUACACUUAAAAAGGAGAUGUGUUUAGUCUAGGUGUUGUACUAUACAUUUUAGCAGCUGGAUAUCCUCCAUUUAGAGGAAAGCCAAGCCAAAUAUAGGUUUUGAAUUAAAAAUGUUAAAUCAAUUUCGAAAAGCAUCCUUGGCCUGAAUUGUCGUAAGAUCUGAAGUAGUUGAUUAAGAAAAUGUUGGAAUCUAAAGUAGAGGAGAGAUUACUCAUAGGUGAAGUAUUGGAUUCAGCCUUUGUUACCCAUCAUAUUAAGAAUACAUCAGAAACUAAUUAUAAAUCUUAUUAGAUGUUAUCUGGUUUGGAUAUUGAAAAACAUAAUAAGAAGACCAGUAUAAAGAAUUCUGAAUCUGGAGGGUCAAAACAAAGCAAGGAAUUUCAAUUAGACUUUUCAGUCCAUACCAAUGAUAUUAAAUCAUUGUAUUAAAAGAAUUCAAUUAAGACUUUAAAGACUGUGUAAUCCCAACGAUCAAGAAGACAGUCUGUGAAAUAAACAUAAAACUUGAAGUAAUCAAUGUCUGCUCCUCGAAAAUCAGAUAUUGAUAAAUAUUAAGAGAAGAGAAAAUAGAGUCACCCUGAUAGAUCAAGUUAUCAAAGAGAUUCAGAAAUUUUGAAUAGCUCUUUUGGUGAAAUCAUGAAACAAAAUGAAAAAAGUAAAAUGAGAUAAUCAAUCAUGACUACAUUUAUAGAUUUUCAAGCCCUUUCAUUUGACCAAAAAUAUUUCAUAAGAAAAUCAGGAAAUAUAUUCAAUAAAACUAAAAUCCCAAGCCUAUGA